UGUCCUGGUCAUUGAGGGAUGCAGGCCUCAGGGGAUGAAGCUUGGUUCUGAGUGACAACCCCCGUGGAGGCAGGUGGGUGGGGAGACUCUGUUAGGAGUGGCCCGGCCCUUGGCUCUGCUGCCCUGGCUGGUCCCCUCCCAGGUGCCCAGGCUCAAACCCCAGCUCUGCCACCUUCCAGCUGUGUGACCUCCAGAAAGGUCACUUGUGGGACUUCCCUGGCGGUGGUCCAGUGGUUAAGACUGCACUUCCACGGCAGGACUGCGGGUUUGAUCCCUGGUUGGGGAAAUAAGAUCCCACGUGCCCCGUGGCAUGGCCAAAAAAAAAAAACAAGUCACUUGUGUGAGCUUCCUGAGUGGCUGAACAAAAUACACCACACUGCAGCUUAAAACCACAGGAGUUUAUUGUCGCCUGGUUCUGGAGGCCAGAAAUGCAAGAUCAAGGUGUGGCAAGGCCACACUCCCUCUAGAGGCUCCAGGGAGUGUCCUCCCUGCCUCUUCCAGCUUCUAGGGGCUCCGGCCUCCCCUGGCUUGUGGCUGCAUCCCUCCAGCCUCUGUCUCCAUCUUCACGUGGCCUCCUUCCUGUGUCUUCCUUCUGUGUGUGUCUGGAAACGGCUGUGCAUCCUGCAGGAUCCCCCAGCCUGGAUUAUCUGCUGUUCUCUUGUGAUCACGCUGAGGGAAGUUCCCUUCUCACCCGGCCACAUCAGGGGUCCCUGCUGCCCACAGGGCUCCUCGCUACUGACCUCACCCCUGAUCUCCUCCACCUCCCUGAAGGCGGAGUAUCUAUGUUGAUUACUGGAAAUUCUACUGGGGAGAUUUGUCUCUAUUCCCCUGUGUAUUUGUUUAUUUAACCAUUUAUAUCAGUACGGACGCCUGGGCAUUUACUUUCUAGUUUGGGUUAUAAUCCAAUAUUCCUUAAUUUUAUUCGUCAGGUUGUUCCAGAUUCGGCUGCUGGGAGCCCUGUCAGUGGCUCCUGUGUGUCACUGAGGCACUCCCAUAGUUGCGGGGUUUUAUUUAUUUAUUUGAGCACCCUCCUUACUUUCUGCCGCUACAAGACGCAGAGGGCUCCUCUGCAUAUUCUUGCUUCGUCCUAGAACCAGCCCUUUCGCCAAGGAGCCUGGUUCCUUUCCCUGGGGCACCGUUUUAAAAACCAAGAUCUGGGCGCUGGGUGUGCUGUCUUCCAUUUUAACAGGCAUUUUAAAAGUUCUACACAUAGAUGCUAAAUAAUGGAAAUCCCAAGGGCUCGUAUGGAGGACACAAGGAGAUACUUGAGUAACCCGCUUCGAGGCUCUCACCUGUGAAGGGGACCAAAUUUCCGGCGCCCAGAGAACGGGCUGGGGCUCCGGGCACGGAUGUCGGGUCUCUAGGGGAGUUCACAGCCUGCCUCCAGAACUAUUAACGCGAACUCCGUCCUGUCCUGGCCUCUGGCUGGUGCGUGGGUUUUUUCCCCCACCCCGCUACUCCAGCCGGGCCCCCAGACAGCCCGGCCCCCCAACCUUUGCCCAGGCGGUGCCGGUCACCCGGUGCACGCUUCCCUGCAAUCCUAGGUCUUUCUGGAAAAGACCUUUCAAACUGGAGAGAGUCCAACAGCAAUAGAACCAAUUUUUGGAAAACGAAUUGCGGAUGGGGUUUGAAUCCAGAGGGACCCUCAAAGUGUUAAGGAACCUCACUUAUAGAACCCAGUUAUAACACCGCGGAUACCAGAAGAGAAAAGGCAAAAUAUGGAACGCUUCACGAAUUUGCGUGUCAUCCUUGCGCAGGGGCCAUGCUAAUCUUCUCUGUAUCGUUCCAAUUUUAGUAUAUGUGCUGCCGAAGCGAGCACAGUUCCACGUUUGAUCCCAGAGCUAUUUAGAGGGCAUAGAAUACGCUCUUUUACACUAAGGGUGCACUCCAUUAAAAACCGGUUCAGCCAUUCGUCCCUUCUUUUAUGAUAUUUGUGCAACAAUACCUUAACCAAAUGGGGUCAUUCACUGAAAUUGAGAAAGUGGUUUUUGUUCCACCAAAUAUGACUCAGGUGGCUGCUGGGAAUCCAUGAUCGCAUGCAAAUUAUACUGGAAGAGGGGCGGAGCCGGAGCCGCUGCCGUCCCAGAAGUCUCUGGGAAGCGGCUGCGCUGCGCGGGCGAAUCUUUGCUCCUGGGAAGAUGGCGGCGGCGGAGCCGGGGCAUUAGGGCAAGUGCAGGCUGCGGCCACCCGCUCGGCUGGACGCACAGGCCGGCCCGGUGGGCACAAUGGACCUGGCUUACAUCUGCGAGUGGGAGAAAUGGCCCAAGAGCACCCACUGCCCGUCGGUGCCCCUGGCCUGCACCUGGUCCUGCCGUAACCUCAUCGCCUUCACCACGGACCUGCGGAGUGACGACCAGGACCUGACCCGCGUGAUCCACAUCCUGGACACCGAGCACCCCUGGGACGUGCACUCCAUCUGCUCGGGGCACAGCGAGGCCGUCACCUGCCUCGAGUGGGACCAGUCAGGCUCGAGGCUGCUGUCUGCUGAUGCCGAUGGGCAGAUCAAGUGCUGGAGCAUGGCCGACCACCUGGCCAACAGCUGGGAGAGCCCCGUGGGCAGCCUGGUGGAGGGGGACCCCAUCGUGGCCUUGUCGUGGCUGCACAACGGUGUGAAGCUGGCCCUGCACGUGGAAAAGUCGGGCGCCUCCAGCUUUGGCGAGAAGUUCUCCCGAGUCAAGUUCUCGCCGUCGCUCACGCUGUUUGGGGGCAAGCCCAUGGAGGGCUGGAUUGCGGUGACAGUCAGCGGCCUGGUCACCGUGUCCCUGCUCAAGCCCAGCGGGCAAGUGCUGACCUCGACAGAGAGCCUGUGCCGGCUGCGUGGCCGCGUGGCCCUGGCCGACAUCGCCUUCACGGGUGGUGGCAACAUCGUGGUGGCCACGGCAGACGGCAGCAGUGCAUCCCCAGUGCAGUUCUACAAGGUGUGCGUGAGCGUCGUCAACGAGAAAUGCCGCAUCGACACCGAGAUCCUGCCCUCGCUGUUCAUGCGCUGCACCACUGACCUCAACCGCCGGGACCGGCUCCCCGCCAUCACCCACCUCAAGUUCCUGGCGCGAGAUAUGUCAGAGCAGGUGUGCCCGCCCGGCCACCCUGUGGUGCUGCUGUGUGCGUCCAGCCAGACCAGCAGCGUGGUGGAGUGCUGGUCUCUGCGCAAGGAGGGGCUCCCCGUGAACAACAUCUUCCAGCAGCUCUCGCCCGCCGUUGGUGACAAACAGCCCACGAUUCUCAAAUGGCGGAUCCUGUCAGCCACCAACGACCUGGACCGCGUGUCCGCCGUGGCGCUGCCCAAGCUCCCCAUCUCGCUCACCAACACCGACCUGAAGGUGGCCAGCGACACCCAGUUCUACCCCGGCCUCGGGCUGGCCCUGGCCUUCCAUGACGGCAGCGUCCACAUCGUGCACCGGCUCUCGCUGCAGACCAUGGCCAUUUUCUAUAGCUCCGCAGCGCCCCGCUCCGUGGACGAGCCGGCUAUCAAGCGUCCUCGGACCACGGGCCCCGCCGUCCACUUCAAGGCCAUGCAGCUCUCCUGGACUUCCCUGGCCCUCGUGGGCAUCGACAACCACGGCAGGCUGAGCAUGUUGCGCAUCUCGCCCUCCAUGGGCCACUCGCUGGACGCGGGGCUGGCCCUGCGGCACCUGCUCUUCCUGCUGGAGUACUGCAUGGUGACUGGCUACGACUGGUGGGACAUCCUGCUGCACGUGCAGCCCAGCAUGGUGCAGAGCCUGGUGGAGAAGCUGCAUGAGGAGUACACGCGCCAGAAGGCCGAGCUGCAGCAGGUCCUCUCUACCCGGAUCCUGGCCAUGAAGGCCUCGCUCUGCAAGCUGUCGCCCUGCGCAGUGACCCGCGUGUGCGAGUACCACGCCAAGCUCUUCCUCAUCGCCGCCAGCUCCACGCUCAAGUCGCUGCUGCGCCCGCACGUGCUCAACACGCCCGACAAGAGUCCCGGCGACCGGCUGACGGAGGUCUGCGCCAAGAUCACGGAUGUCGACAUUGACAAGGUCAUGAUCAACCUCAAGACGGAGGAGUUCGUCCUGGACAUGAACACGCUUCAGGCGCUGCAGCAGCUCCUGCAGUGGGUGGGCGACUUCGUGCUCUACCUGCUGGCUAGUCUGCCCAACCAGGGCUCCCCGCUGCGGCCCGGCCACAGCUUCCUGCGGGACGGCGCGUCGCUGGGCGUGCUGCGGGAGCUGAUGGUAGUCAUCCGCAUCUGGGGCCUGCUGAAGCCCAGCUGCCUGCCUGUGUACACGGCCACCUCUGACACCCAGGACAGCAUGUCCCUGCUCUUCCGCCUGCUCACCAAGCUCUGGAUCUGCUGCCGCGAUGAGGGCCCCACGAGCGAGCCGGAUGAGGCGCUCGUUGACGAGUGCUGCCUGCUGCCCAGCCAGCUUCUCAUCCCCAGCCUGGACUGGCUGCCCGUCAGCGAUGGCCUCGUCAGCCGCCUGCAGCCCAAGCAGCCCCUGCGUCUGCACUUCGGCAAGCCUCCCGCUCUGCCCGGCAGUGCUACCAGCUUGCAGCUGGACGGCCUCAUCAGCCUGGACUGCCUGGUGGGGCCCAAGGCCCCAGGGAAUCAGAACCCUCUCAGGCAGACCUCCCAGGGCUUAGAGGUGACUUCAGGAGCCAUUCUUUGGAAUGUGUGGGAGAUGCAGUCGGGAGGCAGCUGGCCAGGACCCAAACCCAGCACCCCACGGGCCGCCUGCCUGAAAUGGUGCUCGAGCGAUGAAUCCCCAAGUGGAGGUUCGCGUCCCCGCCUCCCCGGGAAGCGCUCUGGACCUGCCCUCAACACCUUCUGUGUUUUCUUGCACGUCUCGCUGUGGGCGGAACAGCCUGAUGAAUCACACGCUGUGGGCGCCGGGCCAGCCCAAGAUGGACCACCUGCGGAGGCUGCACCUGGGCGCCUACCCCACGGAGGCCUGCAAGGCCUGCACCAGGUGCGGCUGUGUCACCAUGCUCAAGUCACCCAACAAGACCACGGCCGUCAAACAGUGGGAGCAGCGCUGGAUCAAGAACUGCCUGUGUGGGGGGCUCUGGUGGCGGAUGCCCCUCAGCUACCCCUGACUGCGCCCAGGCCCCUCGCGGCUUCGUCCCCUCCCACCACGGCCUGUGGCGCCCCCGGCACCAUGAUCUCGACCAAGGAGAAGAAUAAAAGCCCGAAGGACAGCAUGACGCUUCUGCCCUGCUUCUACUUCGUAGAGCUGCCCAUAGUGGCGUCCUCCGUCGUGUCUCUCUACUUCCUGGAGCUGACCGACCUCUUCAAGCCGGCCAAGGUGGGCUUCCAGUGCUACGACCGCGCGCUCUCCAUGCCCUACGUGGAGACCAGCGAGGAGCUCAUCCCACUACUCAUGCUCCUCAGCCUGGCCUUCGCUGCGCCUGCGGCCUCGAUCAUGGUGGGCGAGGGCCUGUUGUACUGCAUGCAGUCCCGGCUGUGGGGCCGCAGCGGGGGCUCGGGCGGGCCCGAGGGCAGCAUCCACGCCGGCGGCUGCAACUUCAACUCCUUCCUUCGGCGGACGGUGCGCUUUGUAGGCGUCCACGUGUUCGGCCUGUGUGCCACAGCCCUGGUGACCGACGUCAUCCAGCUGGCCACGGGCUACCACGCACCCUUCUUCCUGACGGUCUGCAAACCCAACUACACCCUGCUGGGCACAUCGUGUGAGGCCAACCCCUACAUCACGCAGGACAUCUGCUCCGGCCACGACACCCACGCCAUCCUGUCUGCACGGAAGACCUUCCCAUCCCAGCACGCCACUCUGUCUGCCUUCGCUGCUGUCUACGUGUCGGUGAGUCCCGGCCGGCCCAGCCAUGCCCUGGACACCCCACCAGGACCGGCUGCCCUGACCACCCGGCCUGCCCCCCUGCAGAUGUACUUCAACUCGGUCAUCUCGGACGCCACCAAGCUGCUGAAGCCCAUUCUGGUGUUCUCCUUUGCCAUCGCGGCGGGCGUCUGUGGCCUCACCCAGAUCACGCAGUACCGCAGCCACCCCGUGGAUGUCUACGCCGGCUUCCUUAUUGGUGCUGGCAUCGCUGCCUACCUGGCCUGCCACGCUGUGGGCAACUUCCAGGCCCCGCCGGCAGAGAGACCAGCGGCCCCGGCGCCUGCCAAGGAUGCGCUGCGGGCGCUGACCCAGCGGGGCCACGACUCGGUGUACCAGCAGAACAAGUCCGUGAGCACCGACGAGCUGGGCCCCCCCGGGCGGCUGGAGGGUGUGCCCCGGCCUGUGGCCCGCGACAAGACCUCACUGGGCAGCCUGAAGCGGGCCAGCGUGGACGUGGACCUGCUGGCCCCACGCAGCCCCAUGGGCAAGGAGAACAUGGUGACCUUCAGCCACACGCUGCCCCGCGUCAGCACGCCCUCGCUCGAUGACCCCGCCCGCCGCCACAUGACCAUCCACGUGCCUCUGGACGCCUCGCGAUCCAAGCAGCUCAUCAGCGAGUGGAAGCAGAAGUCGCUGGAGGGCCGCGGCCUGGGGCUGCCGGACGAGGCCAGCCCUGCGCACCUGCGGGCGCCAGCGGAGCCCAUGGCCGAGGAGGAAGAGGAGGAGGAGGAGGAGGACGAGGACGAGGACGAGGAGGGGGAAGAAGGGGGUCCAGCCCCGCCUUCACUGUACCCCACAGUCCAGGCACGGCCGGGGCUCGGGCCGCGGGUCAUCCUCCCGCCGCGGGCUGGCCCGCAGCCACUGGUGCACAUCCCCGAGGAGGGGAUCCAGGCUGCGGCAGGCCUGUCCCCCAAGAGCAGCGCAGCCGUGCGGGCCAAAUGGCUCAUGAUGGCAGAGAAGAGCGGCACCGUGGUGGCCACAGCCUCCACGCAGCCCCGCGUGGCCAACCCGCCACGGCUGCUGCAGGUCAUCGCCAUGUCCAAGGCCCCAGGCGGGCCGGGCCCCAAGGCGGCCGAGACGGCCUCGUCCUCUAGCGCCAGCUCCGACUCCUCCCAGUACAGGUCGCCGUCAGACCGUGACUCCGCCAGCGUCGUCACCAUCGACGCCCAUGCGCCCCACCACCCUGUGGUCCACCUGUCUGCGGGUAACGGGCCCUGGGAGUGGAAGGCGGCGGGCGGCGGGGCCAAGGGGGCUGAGGGGGAGGGCGGCUAUGAGCUGGGGGACCUGGCUCGCGGCUUCCGUGGGGGACCGAAGCCCCCGGGCGUGUCCCCAGGCUCCUCUGUUGGUGACGUGGACCAGGAGGAGCCGCGGUUUGGGGCCGUGGCCACCGUCAACCUGGCCACAGGCGAGGGGCUGCCACCGCUGGGUGUGGCCGACGGGGCCCUGGGGCCGGCCAGCCGAGAGUCGACACUGCGGCGCAAAGCGGGCGGCCUGGUGCUGUGCGAGCGGGAGGCCGCGGAGGCAGAGGCGGAGAGCUACUACCGCAAGAUGCAGGCGGCCCGCAGGUUCAAGGACUGAGGGCGGGGGC
Messenger RNA from Lagenorhynchus albirostris (white-beaked dolphin), 7395 nucleotides. RefSeq lists its product as uncharacterized. Gene Ontology annotation, biological process: positive regulation of DNA-templated transcription. Gene Ontology annotation, molecular function: protein binding. The record is from RefSeq and is a predicted model, not a curated record. Gene Ontology annotation, cellular component: mediator complex. NCBI's taxonomy places the organism in Eukaryota, Metazoa, Chordata, Mammalia, Artiodactyla, Delphinidae.